Bombyx mori (domestic silkworm) is the source of this 2257-nucleotide messenger RNA. Its product is annotated as Bardet-Biedl syndrome 7 protein homolog. The transcript has 14 exons. Gene Ontology annotation, biological process: cilium assembly; intracellular protein localization; intracellular transport. NCBI's taxonomy places the organism in Eukaryota, Metazoa, Arthropoda, Insecta, Lepidoptera, Bombycidae. Bases 66 to 2240 code for a protein of 724 amino acids. Gene Ontology annotation, cellular component: BBSome; axoneme; membrane. Gene Ontology annotation, molecular function: protein binding. The record is from RefSeq and is a predicted model, not a curated record.
UAAAGAUUUUAUGUCAGCAGAGUGAAAAAGACGUUGCCGGUAUUAUUAUCAUAUAUUAUAGAGUUAUGGAUUACGACUUGUGCAGAAUUGACUACUUUAUAAGCGGAAUCACAUAUCCUGACACUCUAAAAAUUUUACCAUCUCAAGGACAGAAACUGGAACAGAAGGUCGUAGUUGGGGAUAAAACCGGAGUUCUGCAAUGUUUGACCAUAAGAGACGAAGAACCAGUCAUUCAAUUUAAGACAUUGCCAGGCAAACCAAUUACCGCCGUACAAUUGACUUCUACAAACGGUACGCAACCAGACAAAAUAUUUGCAGCAUCGGGUAAUGAGGUUAAAGGUUACACCAAAAAAGGCAAAGUAUUCUUCUCUAUUGAGACAGCAUUGUCGGAGCCUGUGACGUCUAUGUGUGUUUUCGGUGGUGAUCUAAUACUAUGCAGUGGACGGACCAUCACAUUUUAUCGUGAUUCGAAGGAACAUCAGUCAUAUGUUUGUAAAGAUAGAGUUUUGGAUAUGGCAGCCUUUAUUGCACCGAAUAAUGCUAAGGUGCGACUGCUUCUUUUGAUUGCACAUAAAGGCGCGGGCAUAUUAGAGAAUGGACAUCUGGUAGCUCACAUAGCUAUAUCUUCUGGUCCCUCUCGAUUAGCGACACCGCCUGUUGCUCAAGUUGCAGAAAUUAAAUGUUUCUAUGGUGCGGCCGAUGGUUCUGUGGGUAUUAUUACCUAUGAAGAAACGACACUUUCAAGCAAUUGUCUUGUAGAAGGCCGAGGCCUAGGUUCUGUAGUGUGCCUUGGAUGGUUUUAUUCUAAUGCAAAUCUCCACCUCGCUGUAGGGCGAAACGAUGGAUCUGUUCAGCUCUAUCUCAUAGACGUUGAGAAUCUGCAUCUCAAACCAAGACUCAAAUUUACAUAUUUUUCUGGCGAACCUGUCACGUCGGUUGUUGGUGGAUGUGUAGGUACGGAUGAAGGAGAAUUACUAGUUGCAACUUUCUCAGGCCGAAUAUUCGCACUAAGGUCAAAGUUCCUUAUUGCUGGUUCGGUUACAAAAGCCUCUCAUGAAAAUCUAGCAGCGCGACGAUCAAAAUUGGAAAUUGAAAUUGUUCGAUUAGAAAAACAAACUGCCAAUGAAAGAGAAAAAUAUCAAAGGAAUUCGAGAUCAUUACAGGCAGGGCUUUCAACACCACCUCUUCUUGAUAUUGAGCACAAGAUGUCAGGAGCGACACGAGAGGGUUGGCAAGAGGUUGAUAUAACAUCAGCAGUACCAUUGGACAUGCUGUUCAUUUAUUGUAGUAAGAAACUAAAAUUACUGACUGACAGCGCUGCUGUCCUCAGCGUGUGCUCAUCGCAGGAUUCGGCGUCUGAUUUGUUAGCAACUGUAAGAUGUCAAGCAGGUACGAGGCGUAUUUGGCUCCGUUUGCGUGUUGCAUCAACUAAUUCAACGGUUUUAGAGUCCACACGCGUAUUAAUAUACGCAUUACCGACAGGCGCGCCAAGAGUUGCAAGACUUUUAUCAAUAAAGCUACCAGCAUUGCCGUACUAUUCACAGCACGAGGAAUUUGAUGAAAAUAAUGACCACAGCAUAAAGUCUUGGUGUCAACUCCACGUAACGGGUGGUUUUUCCGUUGCUGAAAUGACUUUCUGGCUAUCAGAUAUUUUACCCGGUGAUUUACCGAGGCCUGCGUCAAAUGUGGCUUUUUUACGUGUUCAUUCUCUUUUGGGAACGAAAUUAUAUUGCCAGUAUCAACGAGGUUCAGCUGUAUUUAAGUCAAACAAUAUUUCUACUGUAUCAUCAGUGAGAAGUAUUAUAUCAAAUUGUUCAAUAGACAAAAGAAUAAGAGUGGAAAUAUCGUGCGAUAUUCCUGAUGAUUGUUGUUUGAAAUCAUUCAAAUUGAUUGAAAACAUCAUUAGUAUUGCAUAUGAAAAGAAAAACCAAGUCACUCUGGCGAAGGCUUUAGAUUUACUAGAACUGGACACCAAGGCAAUUAACGCCGAAAAACCUGUUUUAUGUAAAGAAUAUUAUACAGUUUUGAAAAAUUCAGAAAGUGAAAUAUUACAAUCAAAUUUUGAUGAACUCAUAGAUAUUGUUGUACAAUGGUACUUGGAUUGGCGCUCAUUAUCUGUUAAUGGUAACAACACAGUGGAUCAAUCAAAUAAAUUGUGUACCCUAUUAAAAGACUAUAAGCUUGAUGAUGUAACAAAAGUUCUUUCAGAACUAACAGAAUUUAAUCAUACUUGUGAAUAAAAAUCUUUCGAGCAAAA